CAGUAUUUUCUACUAUUCCUGAGCAUACAUGGCUUGCCGCUAGUUGCCUCUUCAUUCUGGAAUCGGUGAUGAUUGUUGUCUUUGGUUUGGAAUUUAUCAUACGCAUCUGGUCUGCUGGCUGCUGUUGUCGAUACCGCGGAUGGCAAGGAAGAUUGCGAUUUGCAAGGAAACCUUUCUGUGUAAUAGACAUCAUUGUUCUCAUCGCUUCAAUAGCAGUUGUUUCUGCAAAAACUCAGGGUAACAUUUUUGCAACAUCAGCACUCAGAAGUCUUCGUUUCCUACAGAUCCUUCGCAUGGUACGAAUGGACCGAAGAGGAGGAACUUGGAAAUUGUUAGGUUCAGUGGUUUAUGCACAUAGUAAGGAAUUAAUCACAGCUUGGUACAUUGGAUUUUUAGUACUUAUUUUUUCAUCUUUCCUUGUCUAUCUGGUUGAAAAAGAUGCAAAUGCUCAAUUUUCUACAUAUGCAGAUGCUCUGUGGUGGGGCACAAUCACAUUAACAACAAUUGGUUAUGGAGAUAAAACUCCUCUUACUUGGCUAGGAAGGCUGCUUUCUGCAGGGUUUGCACUGCUUGGCAUUUCUUUCUUUGCAUUACCUGCUGGCAUUCUAGGAUCAGGAUUUGCAUUAAAAGUACAGGAACAGCAUCGUCAGAAACAUUUUGAAAAAAGAAGAAAUCCUGCUGCCAGUUUAAUUCAAGCUAUUUGGCGGUUUUAUUCUACCGAUUCAAGACGAACAAACCUGAGAGCUACCUGGCGAUAUUAUGAAUAUAGUCUUCCAUCCCUCAGUCAAAAGCUGAGCUUUAAAGAACGGGUGCGGAUGGCUAGCCCAAGAGGACAGAGUAUCAAAAACAGACAAGCCUCAGUUGGGGACAGAAGAUCACCAAGUACGGAUAUUACUGCAGAGGGCAGCCCAACAAAAGUGCAAAAGAGCUGGAGCUUCAAUGACCGGACACGCUUCCGGCCUUCCCUGCGUUUGAAGAGCAGGCCACAACCUGAUGCCAGUCUUGGUACUGAUGACAUAUAUGAUGAAAGAGGAUGUCAGUGUGAUGUGUCAGUAGAAGAUCUAACCCCAGCACUUAAAACAGUUAUCCGAGCUAUCAGAAUCAUGAAAUUUCACGUUGCCAAAAGGAAGUUUAAAGAAACUUUACGUCCCUAUGAUGUCAAAGAUGUCAUUGAACAGUAUUCAGCAGGUCAUCUGGAUAUGCUGUGUAGAAUUAAAAGUCUUCAGUCUCGGGUUGAUCAGAUUCUUGGAAGGGGACAAAUUACCACUGAUAAAAGAAGUCGAGAGAAAAAUACUGUAGAGAAUGAGACAACUGAUGACCUUAGCAUGUUAGGGCGUGUAGUCAAGGUGGAAAAACAGGUCCAAUCUAUUGAAUCAAAAUUAGAUUCAUUACUAGACAUUUAUCAACAGGUUUUGAAGAAAGGAUCUGUGUCUGCAUUGACUUUGGCUUCAUUUCAAAUGCCACCUUUUGAAUGUGAUCAAACCUCUGGUUAUCAGAGUCCUGUAGAUAGUAAAGAUUUGUCUAAUUCUGCUCAGACUAGUGGAUCUGUUUCCAGAUCAGCCAGUGUCAACAUGCCAUGUGGCCUACAGCUUAUAUUGACACCAAAUGAGUUCAACACUCAAGCUUACUAUGCCUUUAGUCCAACUAUGCAUAGUCAAGCCACACAGGUGCCAAGCGAUGGACCUGUAACACUGUCCACUAAUAAUGCACUAAACCAAAUAAACCAGACAUCUAAACCAACAGCACCCACUACAUUACAGAUACCCCCCUUUUCAUCAGUAAAGCAUAUCAAUAGGCUGGAGCCUAUUCAUUUUAUUCCCGUUAACACACAGGAAAAUACUUCUGAUGUCACCGCUUGCCUUGUUGCCUCAAAGGAUAAUGGACAAAGUGCACAGUCCAGUGUGACAAAGGAUCUUUCGUGGAGAAAAAGCCUUGAUACAGAGGGUGAACCUCUAGUCUCCGUGAAACCAAUAGUACAAAUGGAUAUAGGAAAAUCAUUGUCAGUACAAAACCUUAUACAGUCAACAGCUGAAGAACUGAAUCUACAGAUUUCUGGAAGUGAUACCAGUAGUUCAAGAAGUAGCCAAGAACUAUAUAGCAAAUGGAGGGAAUCAAAAUUAUUUAUAACCGAUGAAGAUUUGGAAACAGAGAGAGAAAAUGAAACUUUUGAAGCCAUUUCCCACCCAUUAGUGGAAACAACUCUCUCUACUGACUCUCUAAGGACUGGAAUGUCAAGAUCAUCUCAAAGCAUUUGCAAGCCAGGAGACAGCACAGAUGUUCUCAGCCUUCCUCAUGUCAAACUUAAAUAG
Messenger RNA from Python bivittatus (Burmese python), 2309 nucleotides. The record is from RefSeq and is a predicted model, not a curated record. Lineage: Eukaryota; Metazoa; Chordata; Lepidosauria; Squamata; Pythonidae.